Messenger RNA from Oncorhynchus gorbuscha (pink salmon), 3965 nucleotides. RefSeq names its product CYFIP-related Rac1 interactor A-like. Gene Ontology annotation, molecular function: small GTPase binding. Gene Ontology annotation, biological process: regulation of actin filament polymerization. The record is from RefSeq and is a predicted model, not a curated record. Bases 710 to 1684 code for a protein of 324 amino acids. The transcript has 14 exons. NCBI's taxonomy places the organism in Eukaryota, Metazoa, Chordata, Actinopteri, Salmoniformes, Salmonidae.
UAGAGAGAGAGAGCACACAGCGUUCUAUUUCCUAUAGCCCAACAGCUGCUGGGCCGAGGUUUCUGUGUUGAGUGCAGAGAGACACUGAGUGAGCAAGCGGAGGGGGAGAGAGAGAGAGAGAGAGAGAGAGAGAGAGAGAGAGAGAGAGAGAGAGAGAGAGAGAGAGAGAGAGAAAGAGAGAGAGAGAGAGGCUGUGUUAAGGAGAAUCCGUAGCCCUCUGGCUCACAAGGAUAAAGGAUUGCAGAAAGGAAGAGAGGGAAAAAAGCACUCCCUCUCUUUACCUACCAGAGGUUUUGUGUUUAUUUUUCUUUGUCCCUCUCUAAAUUUGUUUUAUCCAUCCUUCUUUCAUCUCGGUUCCGGCGGAAGGAGGAACAGCACAACCCGGAGACGCUCUACAGCACGUUCAGCCGGUGGUGGAACUUGAUGCUGUCGUGUGGGUGUUGAGCUGAGAGGCCCUGGUUGAUGCAGUGAAGAGCUCUAUAAGGACAAACACGAGAAACGGAUACGGAAUAACAGAUCACGGCAGAGAAGAGAAGGAGGGAAGAGAGGAAGAGGGAGAGGAAAGAGGGAAGUGACAUACAGACAGAGUGCAGAUAGCAACAUUUGACUGGUGUGAAGUCCAGGUUGCAGCCAUGGGGAACCUCAUUAAGGUCCUUGGCAAGGAUUUAGAAAACUGUCCACAUUUUUUCCUGGACUUUGAAAGAGACUCAUGGGUAACCUCCUGAAAGUGCUGGCUUGCUCCGAACUAGAGCAUGGCCCAAUAGUUUUCCUUGACUUUGAACAUGCCCAGCCUACGGAGGCAGAGACGGCGGUAUGGAACCAGGUCAGUGCUGUCCUGGAGGAGGCCCACGGCAUCCUGGCUGAACUACAAUCAUACAACGGGGCGGGACAGGAGAUACGAGAGGCCAUCCAGAACCCAGGUGAUCUGCAGUUACAGGAGAAGGCCUGGAACGCAGUCUGCCCCCUGGUGGCCAAGCUCAAACGCUUCUACGAGUUCUCCCUCCGACUGGAAAAUGCCCUGCGUAGCCUGUUGGAGGCGCUGACGAGCCCUCCCUACGCUCCCAUGCAGCACCUAGAGAGAGAACAGGCCCUGGCCAAACAGUUCGCUGAGAUACUCCACUUCACCCUCAGCUUCGACGAACUAAAAAUGACAAACCCAGCCAUUCAGAAUGACUUCAGCUACUACAGGAGGACAAUCAGUAGAAACAGGCUGAACAACCAGCAGUUGGAGGCAGAGAACGAGGUGAACAAUGAGAUGGCCAAUCGGAUGUCUCUGUUCUACGCCGAGGCCACGCCCAUGCUGAAGACCCUGAGUAACGCCACCACCAAGUUUGUGUCAGAGAAUAAGACCUUACCCAUUGAAGACACCACAGACUGUCUGAGCACCAUGGCCUGUGUGUGUCGCGUCAUGCUGGAGACCCCUGAGUACCGUUGUAGGUUCACCAACACAGACACCAUGUUGUUCUGUAUGAGGGUGAUGGUGGGAGUGAUCAUUCUGUACGACCAUGUCCACCCUGUAGGAGCCUUUGCCAAGACCUCCAAAAUAGACAUGAAGGGCUGCAUCAAGGUGCUGAAAGAACAGCCUUCCAACAGUGUGGAGGGACUAUUGAACGCACUGAGGUAUACGACCCGACAUCUAAACGACGACAGCACCUCCAAACAAAUCAGGGCUCUUCUCCAAUGAGAGUGAGAGGAGCAGAGAGAGGGAAGGAAGAUGAGAUAGCGAACACGGAGGGAGAUGAAGAAGAACGAGGGGUGAACAAACUGUGGUGCUGAAUCCUGUUUGUUUACAAGAAUGAAAAGCAAAAUGAUCCGGUCUGAUAAGAAGCGCUGAUGAAAAGAACAAGUCUAUGUGUUGCUCAUCAUUCUGUCUCCCAUUUUGUAAAAAAGAAAAUGAAGGAAGAGAAACUAUAGAGAUAUAUAUUAAAGAGAAAAAUAGCAAAAAUAAAUAAAUAAACAAGUGUUACAAGAUGGAAAUAAGACUAAAGAAGAAGAAAAACAAGGAAAAAGCUAUAUUAAUGAGACUAAAGAAGAAGAACAAGGAAAAAGCUAUAUUAAUGAGACUAAAGAAGAAGAAAAACAAGGAAAAAGCUAUAUUAAUGAGACUAAAGAAGAAGAAAAACAAGGAAAAAGCUAUAUUAAUGAGACUAAAGAAGAAGAAGAAGGAAAAAGCUAUAUUAGAAAAUCUACAGUCAGUAAACUAAACUAAAAAAGAAAACGACUGAAAAUAAACACAAAAAGAUUAAUAUUCCGUACAACAACGUUAUUCUGAAAAAUAUUUUUGCACUGGUGUAGAAUAUAAACAACGCUGUCUGUUAGUCUCGAAGUAGCCACUGUAAAGAUUUAAACCAGGCUCCAUUACAAACAUUAAAGAAUAAGACUGGGAAUGACAAAUCGGCCUGAUUCCAAACCAAUAGCUUGUCCCUUUCCAAAAGUCCUGCCUCCUCCAAUCUAAAAGGACUUGGAGUUAUAUGCAGUACAAAUCCAAACAAGCUGUCAGGUAGCCAACAAGGUCCUAGGGAUCGGGAUGAGGUAUUGGUUUGGGACUGGGCACCUGUGUAGAUUAGGCUCAGUCUCUGCAUUGAGGGUCCAUCCCAAUCGUCUAAAGGGGCUUCCUCCACUCCUCAGCCUCUCCUCAUUUCCUCUCCUUCAUCUGCACUGAACUGAAACAGGUGUUACGUUAAUGUGAUGGAUACAAACCAGAAAUGAGUCACUUUGCAGAUGAAGGAAAGUCAGAAAGGAGACAUGGAGGGAAAUCUAUUUUUAGCGUAUUGAGAUGCACCCAGACACUCCAUGUUGAUUUCCUCAUCAUACAACCACUCCUAUUGAUCCUAACCCCACCCCCUCCCAUCCACUUGCAUCGUAACCAUGGGAGCUGUGCGUGUUCUUGGCACUAGUAUGUAAUGUUACGCCGUAAAUGGAGUCUGUGAUUCGGACCUCUUUAUGGUGCCAAAACCUUUUGAUGAUCCACAUUAAAGUUCAUGCAACUUUUCAUACAACAAGUGCCAAAACUACUGCAUCAUCAGAAGGUGAGGAUUGAGUUAAGGAGAUAGUGACUACAACAAGCCUUGUAACACUGCUUGAUAUCUCUCUUUAAGGGGUUAAGGAGAUAGUGACUGACUACUAGAUAUCUAUCUCUAGGGGGUUAAGGAGAUAGUGACUGACUACUAGAUAUCUCUCUUUAGGGGGUUAAGGAGAUAGUGACCGACUACUAGAUAUCUCUCUUUAGGGGGUUAAGGAGAUAGUGACUGACUACUAGAUAUCUCUCUUUAGGGGGUUAAGGAGAUAGUGACUGACUACUAGAUUUCUCUCUUUAGGGGGUUAAGGAGAUAGUGACUGACUACUAGAUAUCUAUCUCUAGGGGGUUAAGGAGAUAGUGACUGACUACUAGAUAUCUCUCUUUAGGGGGUUAAGGAGAUAGUGACUGACUACUAGAUAUCUCUCUUUAGGGGGUUAAGGAGAUAGUGACUGACUACUAGAUCUCUCUCUCUAAGGGGUUAUUUAAGGAGAUAUUGACCAUAAGCAUUUUGCUACACUCACAUCUACUAACCAUGUGUAUGUGACCAAUAUAAUUUGAUUGAAAACAUAAAGAGAAGGGCAGAGACAAGCCUAUCAGGGAGGGACUAAGGCAACAUCAUAAGAGGAUAGAUACAUGCAGACACACACACACACACACACACACACACACACACACACACACACACACACACACACACACACACACACACACACACAGAGGCAGAGUCAUUAGAUCACUCAGAGAUUCACAGUGUAAAUAAGUGAGCGAGCUGAGUAUUUUCUCAUCAGGCUCCUACAAGGCCAGCUCGGGUCCUCCAGAAUAAAAUACACAAAAACAAUAACAAGCGUGCUUCUGAUCCACUAGAGAGUUCUUCUUUUAGUAUGAGGCAAAUAAACAGUUAAGUCACUGAAUAAGUGGGUAUUGAAAAUAAAGAAUUUCAAAAGGA